Molecule: messenger RNA, 1248 nt
Organism: Striga hermonthica
Lineage: Eukaryota; Viridiplantae; Streptophyta; Magnoliopsida; Lamiales; Orobanchaceae
Source: the annotation of a GenBank genome assembly
AUGCCCUUGACAAUUUGGGUUUUCUUGUUCUUAUCUUUAAGCUUUUGCCACGGCAAGGACUCGACUGUUAAGGUAUUCGGACAGAUACAUUGCGCAAAUUGCAUAAGGCACGAGUUUAGCAGCAACCGAGCAUCGUCCGGGCUCCGUUUAUUCAUACACUGCGAAGAUUCUGGAAAGACCGACACAAGUAUACAGGGAAGUGGACCAGUCGAUGAAGAAGGCAAAUUCAACAUAACUCUAUCUGCUCACAACACAACAAAAGAUGGAUACUCGAUUGAUAAUUGUUUCACAAAGCUUGAAAAAUGCCUCUUGAAAACUACCCAAACAGCCUCUCUCGAAUUCCACACCACCAAUCACAACACAGCGCAAGAAGCCCACAACACCUCAAUAAUAUUAAAAUUCUGUCCCGAAACAUGCCAAUCGGCCUUCUUUACACCAAAACCCAAAUUCAUAUUUCCCAACACUUCACAAAUUCUGUCCCUACCGAGACAGCCAGUUUCUAUGCCCCACAACCCGUUAGUUUUCCAAAGCCCGAAAAAAACUCCAAGAAACUCAAAAACCGAGAGCCCAUCUCCAUCACCUAUCCCAAUAUAUAACAAUCCACCACAUUUUCCCUCACCCAACGAGCCAAUAUCUCCACCGUUUUUAAAACAACCACCAAAAACACCCCCUCAAAACCGAGAAUCUACUCACCCGCCAACAAAGGCAUUUCAUCAAACACCUUACCUGCAAAACCCAAUUCCUCCUUCUUACCCGCCCACAAGCCACAAAAAACCUCAUUUAGCAGCACCUACACCAAUUCCAGUACCAAAACAUCAGACAACACCCACCCCAAGCCCAAGCCCGGGCCCAAAUCCGAGCCCGUAUCAUCACCCACCACUUUCCGGGCCCGGAAGCCCAAUCCCACCUCCUCCAAACCGGAAAAAGUCCUACCCAUCCCCACUAGUGGCUCCGGGCCCACACAUCACGCCCACACACAGCAAAAGCCCACCGACGCCUGCACCAGCUCCAAUAUCAAAGCCUCGAAAGGCAAUCGCCCCAAGCCCGAGCCAAAACCCGAGCCCAAAUCACAACCCACCGCCACCCGAACCUGAAAACCCGACCCUGCCUCCUCCGGACCGGAGAAAACCCGAUCCGAUCCCCAGACCACCUCCAGUCCCACAGCUGCCCCCAAUUCCUCCGGUUCCGAGGAAAUAUUUCAACCCGCCAAACACAAAUCCGUCCCAACCUCCGCAAUCCUCUCAUUAA